UGCGCCCAGGCCGCCGCCUUCGAGCAGUUCCCCCGGCAACGUCUCCGAGCCGUUCCCCCGGCAACGCUCUGCAGGCGCAGUCCCGGCCGCCAUGGACUCGCUGUCGGGCGCUGGGCCUCGCCGGGCUCGCGGCCGCUUGGGCGAGGCGUCCCCUGGAGCGCGGGCUGCGGCGGCGCCCUGGGCGCGCUUCUCGGCCUGGCUGGAGUGCGUGUGCGUGGUCACCUUCGACCUGGAGCUAGGCCAGGCGCUGGAGAAAAGCAGCAUCUGCUACCUGUCUUUUCCCGACUCCCACUCAGGCUGCCUCGGAGACACUCAGUUCAGCUUCCGCAUCCGGCAGUGUGGUGGGCAGAGGAGCCCCUGGCACGCGGAAGACAGACACUACAACAGUGGGGCUCCCGUGUCCUUGCAAAGGGAGCCGGCACACUACUUUGGUUACGUGUACUUCAGGCAGGUGAAGGACAGCUCCGUGAAGAGGGGCUACUUCCAGAAGUCUCUGGUGCUGGUAUCCCGCCUGCCCUUCGUCCGGCUGUUCCAGGCGCUGCUGGGCCUCAUUGCCCCUGAGUACUUCGACAGGCUGGCACCGUGCCUGGAAGCGGUGUGCAGUGAGAUUGACCAGUGGCCCGCCCCCACGCCUGGGCAGACCCUGAAGCUGCCUGUCAUGGGAGUAGUCCUCCAGGUUCGCAUCCCGUCCAGGGUGGACAAGCCAGAAUACAGUCCUCCAAAGCAGUGCAGCCAUGAGAGUCUGCUGCCCACCCCAGUGGUCCUUGCCAGUGUCCACGAACUGGACCUGUUCAGGUGUUUCCAGCCGGUGCUGACCCACGUGCAGACUCUGUGGGAGCUCAUGCUCCUGGGGGAGCCCCUGCUGGUCCUGGCGCCCUCACCCGCCAUGGCCUCCGACCUGGUGCUGGCUCUGAUCAGCUGCCUGCAGCCCCUCAAGUUCUGCUGUGACUACCGCCCCUAUUUCACCAUCCAUGACAGCGAGUUCAAGGAGUUCACCACACGCACGCAGGCCCCACCAAACGUGGUCCUGGGAGUCACAAACCCUUUCUUUAUCAAAACACUCCAGCACUGGCCCCACAUCCUCCGUGUUGGGGAGCCCAAGAUGUCGGGGGAUCUUCCUAAGCAGGUCAAGCUGAAAAAGCCCUCUAGGCUGAAGACCCUGGACACCAAGCCAGGCCUCUACACGGCUUACUCCGCCCACCUCCACCGAGACAAGGCGCUGCUGAAGCGGCUGCUCAAGGGCCUGCAGAAGAAGAGGCCGUGGGACACACAGACGGCAUCGCUGAGGCGGCACCUCCUAGAGCUCACCCACAGCUUCAUCAUCCCCCUGGAGCACUACAUGGCCAGCCUCAUGCCCCUGAAGAAGAGCAUCACACCUUGGAAGACUCCUCCCCAGAUCCGCCCCUUCCGCCAGGAUGACUUCCUGCGCAGCCUGGAGCACGCAGGGCCCCAGCUCACCUGCAUUCUCAAGGGCGACUGGCUGGGCCUGUACAGGCGGUUUUUCAAGUCCCCCCACUUUGAUGGCUGGUACCGGCAGCGGCACAGAGAGAUGGCCCAUAAGCUGGAGGCCUUGCACCUUGAAGCUAUCUGUGAGGCGCAGAACAUUGAGACCUGGAUGAAGGACAAGUCUGAAGUGGAGGUCGUGGACCUAGUCCUGAAGCUUCGGGAGAAGCUGGUGCAGGCACAAGGCCACCAGCUCCCGGUGAAGGAGGCGACGCUUCAGCGGGCACAGCUGUACAUCGAGACAGCCAUCGGCUCUUUGCCCAAGGACCUGCAGGCUGUCCUGUGCCCCCCCUAGGACAGAGCCAAAGGGCAAGGUCCAGGGAUCUGGGUCUGGCCCAGCUUCCUCAUCCUCAGUGAGAGGUGGUCCCAACCAAGCGCGAGCUCCCUGCUGCUGCUCCCCAGCCUUGGCCUCCUGUCAGCACCACUGUUGUUCCAGCAGUAAAGGUGGCAUUUGGACCCACA
Molecule: messenger RNA, 1965 nt
Organism: Lynx canadensis (Canada lynx)
Lineage: Eukaryota; Metazoa; Chordata; Mammalia; Carnivora; Felidae
Gene: DENND6B
Product: DENN domain containing 6B
Exons: 19
Coding region: 92-1798 (568 amino acids)
Cellular component (GO): recycling endosome
Molecular function (GO): guanyl-nucleotide exchange factor activity
Source: RefSeq, a predicted model, not a curated record